Dendrobium catenatum is the source of this 2259-nucleotide messenger RNA. RefSeq names its product pentatricopeptide repeat-containing protein At5g18950. The record is from RefSeq and is a predicted model, not a curated record. The coding region runs from base 116 to 1948 and encodes 610 amino acids. Gene Ontology annotation, molecular function: protein binding. The transcript has a single exon. NCBI's taxonomy places the organism in Eukaryota, Viridiplantae, Streptophyta, Magnoliopsida, Asparagales, Orchidaceae.
AACUUAUAUACGUAAUGUUCUGUCUAAUGAGUAGAACUUACUGCCACUGUGCCACAGGCAGGAGGGAGCACCGGCCGCUCCACUGAUUUCUUUCAACUCUAGAUGGGUGAAGACUAUGAUCUUAUCAAAACUGCCUUCUAAAUCCACCCGCCUCCGCCGUUGCCGCUUUCUCUUCUAUCGCGCAAGCGACUCCUCCCCCGCUCGAUCGUUCUCGUCUUCCACCAUUUCUACUGAGAAGAACGAUCCGACGACACAGCUCCAGAAAACAGCUUCAAAUGUGUGCGAAGUUAUCCGACGGAAGCCAAGGUGGGAAAGCUCCAUUCUUUCCCUUUUCCCUCCUUCAACCUCCGGCAUCUUCCACUCAAACUGCAUCAGCCUUGUCAUUCGUCGCCUCUCAGAUUCCAAUCCCCUGCUGUCUUUCCGUUAUCUGCUCUGGCUCUCCUCGACCUCUUCUUUAAUCUCCCUCGAUCCGGAGGUCGCCGGCUCCUUUCUAAACGCCCUGUCGGCCUCCCGUGCCUGGAAGCCUGCCUUGCACGCAAUCCGUUCGGUAAAAUGCCUUAGUGAGUUCUCCGUCCUCGACCCCUUCGUUUUUCAUCUCUGCAGCGAUACCCGUUCGAUUUAUUGCGAUAAUAACCUACUCUAUGACCUUUGCGACAUCCUCGAGAGCCAUUCUACUAAACUAUCACUUCCUACAUGGAACUCGAUCCUCUCCGCCUCUCUUAUAACUGAAAAGACCGAUCUUUUCCACCGUUUCUACUCCAUGAUGAUCGAAAGUGGCACUGCUCCCGACGCAUCGACCGCCGGAUACCUAAUCAGAGCCUUGUGCCGCGACGGCGAGCCAACCGUAGCCUACCAUGUCCUCCGCGAUGUAUCCAGGAAACGGAUCAUACCUGACGUCGUUUCAAUCACUCAAUUAAUUUCCGCUUUCUCUAAAUGUGGAAACUUUGGCAGGGUUUCGGAAAUCCUUCAUCUUAUGAUCGCCAGCGGCUCCCAGCCAGACCUCUUCACCUAUCAGGAAAUCAUCAACGCCCUCUGCGACGGAGCCGGCCGCACCGCCAUGGUUGAUGAGGCAUUUCGUAUCUUCAAUGACCUAAAAUUAAAGGGCUAUGCUUGUGACGUUGUUACGUACACUACCAUGAUUGACGGACUUUGCAAGAGCGGCCGGAUGGAGGAGGCUCUGUUACUGUGGUCGGAGAUGGUAGCUAAUGGAAUUCAACCCAACAACUAUACCUACAACGCCAUCAUUAACGGUUAUUGUAAGUCCGGUAAUAUCGACCAUGCACGCAAGCUGUACGAUGAGAUGUUCUCAAAGGGUUUUAAGGAGAGCACAGUGAGCAGCAACAUAAUGUUAGCCGGGCUGUGCUUGCAUGGCAGGCUGGCUGAUGCCAUCAACCUGUUUGCUGAAAUGCCCAAUAAAGGAAUCCAUCGCGAUGUGAUCACUUACAACACCUUGAUCCAAUGCCUGUGCAAAGAAGGCAAGACAUCCGAUGCUAUCGAGCUUUACUCGAGCAUGCUAGCAACAAGCAUCAGACCAAGCAUUUCAACAUAUACGCCGCUGAUCAUGGUUCUAUGCGAGGAAGGGCGAAUGACGGAUGCAACGGAGCUAAUCAAGAUCCUGGAGGCUCAAGGAUUGGAGCCAUUGGUCUGCACGAAUGAUUUCAUCAUAUCUGGAUUUUGCAGAGUUGGUAAUGCUGAGAAGGGCAUGGCUUGGUUGUCAAGGAUGCUGCAAAGCAAUCUAAAGCCAAGGGCAGAGACAAUGGACAGGCUAGUUGAAUGCCUUUGUUCACUUGGUCAAGUAGAUUGCGCACUACAGGUGGUGAAAAAGAUGUUUGAUAUCAGCUACAUUUUGGGUUCUUCAGUUUGCCAUCUUCUCAUCAGCAAACUCUGUGGAGUGGAUUCUUACCAAGUUUGUGAGCUCUUGGAUGAAAUAGUGCUGGUGGAGAGUUAAUAUUUGAUUUAUCUCCUUCCCAGGUUGUCCAGGACCGUCAAGUAUCUCUAACUUGAGGAAAUUUAUAUCUACUGUCGUGGUGCCUUUGGGAAAUAUGACUGGGCAUGCAAUAGAUUCUUGCUGCUAAGGAGGUAUAAAAUAAUGUUUUUAAUCAUAAAUUGGAGAUUAGUCUAUUUAUUUAUUUAUUGUCUGUAGACACGUUGAAAAGGAUGAAAAAAGUUGUAAAAGGCUUAAGCGUUUGCAGGUUGAUGAGCAUACUGUAUUGGAAUUAUUAUAUUUUUCAUAAUUCAUUCAUAAAAAUGCCGAUAACA